UAAUCGCCAAUCCAAAUGGCCAAGGCAUCAGUUCCAAUGUUGACUAGGAAGUGUGCGAUUCUCUCCGUUUUAUUGCCUUUGCUGGGCGCCGCUUGUGUCCUGGCAUCGGAGUCAUGCUUCUACUGUCGUGGCAUUAACUGUCAAAGGAGCAACUAUCAGGCCACUGAGCAAUGUGUCGAUCAGCUCGAUGCAUGUGUGAGUGUCUUUGAGGGGGGCGUGGUGAGGGCACAGGGCUGCUUGGAGCGACUAGAGGACAGCUGGAGGGAUCAAUGCGAAGGCAAAGUUCACGAUCGAUUGCAGUGCGAGAUUUGUGUAAUCGAUAAGUGCAACAAUAUCAGUUCCCCUCAGCUGUCCUGUGUGCAGUGCAACGAUAAUGAGAAUGAACUAUGCCGAACUGCUCCGGAGCAGCUGGCACCACAAGCAUGUGGCAUAGCUCGCAGUGGACGCAACCUUUGCUAUGCGAGCAUCAAGAACCAACAAGUCGAGAGAGGUUGCUCACUGACCCUUGCAGAGCAGCGCAAUUGCCUGGCCGAUGUCAAUUGUCAACUCUGCGAUCCCUCGGAGAUAUCACAUUGUAACGCUCAGCCUCUUGAGGAGAUCCAAGUGACGACCCUGCCACCAGUUGAUAGUACCAGCUCGACGAGUACAACUUCCUCAAGUUCGACUACGUCGAGUUCGACUUCAUCAAGUUCUAGUUCCAGUUCCAGUAGCAGUUCCAGUUCAACAUCAACUAGUACCACUACAACCACAGAGCAACCCACUAGCCCUUCAACCACAACACCUCAGCCCGGCAGUGCUCAUAGCUUAUAUACGAAAAACAUUCCCAUUUUGCUGUUGGCUUUGCAGUUGGCUAUGUAUUUUUAUGCCCCUAAUAAAUAAUUUGGCAAACAAAAAAG
This is a messenger RNA of Drosophila hydei, 896 nucleotides long. RefSeq lists its product as uncharacterized. Lineage: Eukaryota; Metazoa; Arthropoda; Insecta; Diptera; Drosophilidae. The transcript is spliced from 2 exons. The record is from RefSeq and is a predicted model, not a curated record. Bases 16 to 879 code for a protein of 287 amino acids.